Myripristis murdjan (pinecone soldierfish) is the source of this 2468-nucleotide messenger RNA. It is a transcript of the gene sys1, whose product is annotated as SYS1 golgi trafficking protein. Bases 520 to 990 code for a protein of 156 amino acids. Lineage: Eukaryota; Metazoa; Chordata; Actinopteri; Holocentriformes; Holocentridae. Gene Ontology annotation, biological process: Golgi to endosome transport; protein localization to Golgi apparatus; Golgi to plasma membrane protein transport. The transcript is spliced from 4 exons. Gene Ontology annotation, cellular component: Golgi membrane; trans-Golgi network. The record is from RefSeq and is a predicted model, not a curated record.
GCGCUCUGUUAUGUUUUCUAUCCGGGUCAGUCGCGUUGGCUGUGGCAUAGUCGUUCGUUUUGCCAAGGUUUAGUCUCACGAAGGUUUAGUCCAAAUUUGAUAAUAGUACACAAGUGAACGGACACAGCUAACCGGGGGACGUUGGUUUAUUUCGUGUCUUAGCUACUAUCCGUUUUCCUGCCUUGAUAUUUGAAUGAAACCGCUUUCUUGCCGGCCUUCGACACAUCAGUCUUGCCGACGGAGUCCCCGGACUUCCGGACUGAUUAUUGUCAAGGAACUUUGAUGAUGUUGCCGUCGCCUCGACCUUAAUAAUUAGUGUGAAGUCCCUGGUUUUGUUUCCUUCUCAGUCGAGGUUGUGAUACGAAGCUUUGCAUAAUGGUCUUCUGUGAGAUAAUCCGUCUGCUGUUGUAACCAGGCUUCUUUUCUGAAGUCAUCCACACUUCACACUGGAGCUGCCAGCUAGGAACAGCAGGGCCAGCGGCUAACAUCCUUCUCUGAGCCUGUGUUACAAAGUCUACAAUGGCCAGUCAUUUCCGCAGCUACAUCUGGGACCCAGUCCUAAUUGUAUCUCAGAUUGUGCUAAUGCAGUGCAUCUACUACAGCUUCCUUGGUUUAUGGUUGGCUGGAGUGGAUAGCCUUGUGCAAACUAAUCGGUCACUGGACCAGAUCUUCAGCUAUGAAGUCCUUGGAUUUGCAACAUUGCAGGGAAGGCUCUCAAUGAUGGCAUUCAUCUUGAACUCUCUUACCUGCGCCCUCGGCCUGUGGUUCUUCAUCCGUCGAGGGAAACAGUGCCUGGACUUCACCGUCACUGUGCACUUCUUCCAUAUGAUUGGUUGCUGGAUCUAUAACUCUCAUCUUCCAUCAGCCUUGUCCUGGUGGCUCGUCAAUGUAGCCUGCAUGGCACUGAUGGCUGUGAUAGGAGAGUACCUGUGUAUGCGGACUGAGCUCAGGGCGAUUCCAGUCAACAGUGGACCAAAGUCUAACCUUUGACUUCUUGUUGGAACCGUGCUGACCCAUCUGAAAAUCUGUGGACAGUUAACUCCAGAGGAAAUUUAUCAGAAGAGGUGUUUCACUGCUGGCAAAGGGAAGCUGAAAGCUGCAUAGUGUAGGUGUUGAAAGAUGUACACCUCUCCGCAGGAUACAUCAGAUGAACUGAGCUGUUUAUGUAUAAUUGCCCAUCUACCCCUGGACAUUGACAACUCGGUAGUUUAUUUAAAUAACAUGGUUUGAUGCAUUUGAAAGCAGAUUUCUGUUUGCAUCCUUCUCUGGACCUGAAAGACCAUAGAUUGUUUUUUUUGACUGUUCAGCUUAAAUCUGCACAAGGCAAAAUGUAAUUUUGUUUCUUUGUAAAAAUACUUCUGUCGUAACAGCUUGAAUCCUCAAGUCUGGUUACAACAGAGGAGAAACCCCCAUUUCUCUUUUUCGAUCCAAGUAAUUCACCAUCCUUGACCAACUGAAUUUCUGGGGUUGUUUGAGUCCACAGGAGGCGAUAGUUGAAAUUAAAAUACAGACUGCUUCCUAAACAGCCAGCACACUGUUCAAAGAAAGCUGGCCUUUACAGUGUUAGAUUUUUUUUUGUUUGUUUUUUGCGUCUCUCAUGUCUGUGGUAUCCUGUGAUCACAGACUGGCCAGAUGGGUGAACAUUAUUUCUCUACAUGAUUUCUUGGUAUUGAAGUUCAAAUAACGUUCGCUAGCUGGCAACAUGCAGAGCUGCACAGUGCAGUUUCAAUAAUUUUCUUCAUUUAUCUGCAUCCUGGAGCCGAAAGUAAGGCAGCAAAUUGUGGCAUUUGGUGUUCAAACAGUUGUACCGUUCAGGUUUUUGAUACACAUCAUCUUGUAAACCCUAAAUGUAGGAGAGAUGUAUCUGUUUUGUAUUCUCAUAAUGUAACAGGUCACAAUUACAAAAGCCAGCUUAUUUUUGAACAUGGCAGUCUCACAAGCAUUCUGAUAAGUGUCUCUUCAUGUCUCGAUGUAUUAUGCAGAUGAGGUGGCCACUCUAGGGAUGGUCUGUCAGCUGCCAUCUGCAUCCUGACACCAGGCUGUAUCUGCGCUCCUGAAAGCACUAUCACUGUUUAUAGAGACAUGACUGGUAAAGCUGGAAUGAUUUGGACUUUUUGUUAAGGCUUAAAGAAGUUUUUCUAAAUUGUCUGCCUCAAGUAAUACACCUCAUGUAAGAGUUCCUUUACAUUUUAUGAGACAAAGCUGUCGUAGCUUAUAAAAAGUGGACUAUGCAGUGUCUUGGUUUGACAUCAAUUUUCUGAACUGUUAAUAAUAUUUCACUGAGUGGGUUGAUGUUACUAAGAUAUGUUGAACUCAUUUCAGCAACUUUUUUUGAGCCAGCGUCACAGACUGCUUCUCCGACAGUUUAACAUGCAAAGCCAGCUUUGUACUCUGUAAAAUAACUUUAAAUUAUAAAGCAUAUAUAUUAAGCUGUUUUUAUGCUGUGUUUAAUAAAUAUUGAGAGCCCA